Messenger RNA from Oncorhynchus nerka (sockeye salmon), 5606 nucleotides. RefSeq names its product protein shisa-2-like. The transcript has 2 exons. The record is from RefSeq and is a predicted model, not a curated record. NCBI's taxonomy places the organism in Eukaryota, Metazoa, Chordata, Actinopteri, Salmoniformes, Salmonidae. The coding region runs from base 870 to 1754 and encodes 294 amino acids.
CCAUAGAUGGACUAGGAGUGAGAGCCUGGGAGGCAAUACUGUAUGAAUGCGUGAAAAGUUUACAUCUCUUGCACGUCUCUUUAUGGCGUAGCCUAUCCUUAAUGAGCACCAGAGACUGUGACUAACAUGCUCUAUUCGAUUUUAGUCUCAUGGUCUAGUUUCCCAAAUUUGAGUCUACUGUAGAACAGUUUUGAGAAGUUAACCUCAUGACACAUUAGAAGAGGAUAAAAACAAAUUGCUGUUCUGGUGGACUGGACAGAGGGACUGGGGGAGAAUCCGUGAGAAUACUCGCAUGGCACGUAUGGAUUACAUGUAAGGCCAGUGUUGGUUUCGCUGCAUCUCUGGGGGAAAGUCAUCCGAGAAGCGUAUUUUCAGGAGACCAUGGACAGCCUCGCUUCCAUGCCAGAGGGAUUCCGUUCAGCCUGGAUUGAUGUUGGAUUUACCCGGGGCUCCGAGAGCUCACAGCCGUGAAAUUGAGAGUGAAAGACGCGCUAUGAAAUAAUAGGCUAUUUGUAAGAUUGGUGCCAAAUGUAGGCUAUUUAUGUUCUGGAUAUUUGAUCAUGUUUUAUUUUCUCAACAAGCGUUACUAAACGCUACUUGGAAUCUUGUGGUCAACUUCAAACAGUGGACACUUUUAAAAGGAGCGCUUUGGUGACAAAUUUGUGGAUCUAUUGAAUUAGGCUGUAGGAUUACCCACGGAAUUCCACUCUCAAAUGAUAGUUUCAAAGUCGUUUGUUUUGUUUCCAUUUUGUCGCCUCGCUCUUUCAUUUCAUUCAUUCGCCGUAUCACUUUGUUAACCAGGUUAAAGCCUGAGAGUAAGAGAAAGAAAGCCUCUGUCUCAUAGCGCGCCCAGUGUGCACACGGGCACCAUGGUCGGGAUGUGGGGUGGCGGAGGUCUCCCAAUGUCUGUCACCGUGGUUGUGACUCUGCUCCUGGCUAUUAUUGACGUGAAGGCGAGUGGGGAGUACUGUCACGGUUGGCAUGACACCCAGGGCACAUGGAGAGAGGGCUUCCAGUGCCCGGAGAAGUUCGAUGGUGAGGAUGCCAUCAUCUGCUGCGGGAAAUGCGAGCUGCGGUACUGCUGCUCCAGGAAUGAAGCACGGCUGGACCAGGGGACUUGUGACAACGACAAGCAAGCCCAGCAACCUGGCACCGACAGCAAAGAGAACAAGGAGACGGGCGCAGUACCCAUCUACGUUCCCUUCCUGAUCGUGGGCUCUGUGUUCGUGGCUUUCGUCCUGGUGGGUUCCGUGGUUGCCGUUUGCUGUUGCAACUGUCUCCGCCCCAAACAGGAACUGUCAUCAGGGGGCGGGUCUGGUGGCGGCCGUCUCCUGGAGACUAUUCCCAUGAUGGCUAGCGUGGGAACGUCUCGCGGUUCCUCUUCCCGCCAAUCAAGCACGGCCACCUCGUCCAGUUCCUCUGCCCCUCCUGCCCAGGUGCCUCGCCCGGCCCCCCAGCCCAUGAUGCGUGCCCAGGCCUCCUGCUGUCUCCCUCCAGACGCCAGUGUCUUCGUCAACAUGCCAACCAACUUCUCCGUGCUCAACUGUCAGCAGGCCACCCAGAUCAUGCCCCACCAGGGACAGUUCAUCCACCCCCAGUACAUCGGCUAUGCCACCCACCACAUGUCUCCACCCCAGGGGGUCUACCUGGACCCCAGCCAGGGGGGCUACAGACAGCUGCAGUCCCCCUACCCCCCACCCACCAGUGUGGCCAGUGUCACCAGCGAGCAGAAGUACCCUCCAGUAACAGUUUAAGCCAUUUUGGGGACUGUGUGUAACAGACCUUGUGAGGGCCUUAUGGGGACUGUUUGAGAAACCUUAUGGGGACUGUGUGAGAAACCUUAUGGGGACUGCAUUAGAAACCUUAUGGGGACAUUGGGAGCUCGCCAGCUUGGAGAGAGAAUGAUAUGGACUCAGGCUCACACAGAGGACUCGUAAAACCGAAGCUGGGAUCUGUGCCUGACCAGCCACAGUGUGUUGCGUGUGUCUGUCCUACAUGUGUGUGAUAUGUAAAGGUUUGGCAGAUUUGCCUCAGGGUAAAGAUUGUGAGUGAGCUGACCUCACCCCAACAUUGAGGCAGGGGUAUGUCUGUCUGGUUGUCCUCAUUCAGCAACACACAGAGGGGUGAUGCUGCCCACCAAGGCCAAUGACUCGCAGCAGAGUGUGUGGGUUUAACGUCUUGAAGUUUGUCAGUGUAGCGUUUGUUGUAUGUGUUUGUACAUGAGUGAAUGUGUGUAUGUACAGUACGAGUGAGGGUGCUGUGUCCAGUGUGGCUAUGUGUGUAUGUGACUAUAUGUACAGAAUGUGCUGUGUGUGUAUUACUGUCAGUGUAUGUGGUGGUGAGUGGGUGUAUGUUAACGGAUGUACUAUGUGUGUGUGUAUAUGAGUGUAUAGUAUGUGUGUAUAUGAGUGUAUAGUAUGUGUGUAAAUGAGUGUAUAGUAUGUGUGUAUGUGUGUGAGGACGUGUGUAUAUGAGUGUAUAGUAUGUGUGUAUAUGAGUGUGUAGUAUGUGUGUAUAUGAGUGUGUAGUAUGUGUGUAUAUGAGUGUGUAGUAUGUGUGUAUAUGAGUGUAUAGUAUGUGUGUAUAUGAGUGUAUAGUAUGUGUGUAUGUGUGUGAGGACGUGUGUAUAUGAGUGUUUAGUAUGUAAUGGGAAAUGCAGGCGGUGUGAUGUGAAAAACAGUCCCUCUCUCCCUGUAGGCCUGUUGAUGUCUAAUGAAGUGAACACAGGACACAGACUGUGACGCUCCAGCCUUACCCCCCCUCCCCCUCCCCUCCCCCACACACACACACCUACCCAUUGCCUUGAGCGGAAACGCACACACACUUGCAUAUACACAAGAGAACCCACUAAAUUAAAAUACACAAACACUCACGCAAGGACUUGGAAAUAAAUGUGCCUGAAAGGAGGUGUGUGUGUAUAUGUAUGUGUGUGUGUGCGUAUGUAUGUGUGUGUGUAGCUGUGAUCGGCAACCUUCUGAAGAUUGCAGAAAUAAUAACGCAGUAAAAGCUGUCUGCCAACUGUUCCACCUCACUGAGUUUCCCUCCUGUGAAAGAGGUGUGUGUGCUGGUGUGUGUGUGCGUGCGUGCGUGCGUGCGUGCGUGUGUGUGUGUGUGUGCUGGUGUGUGCGUUUACUGAAGGUAGACUGGAGUUGUGCUGGAAGGUUUCAGGGCAUUUUCAACAGUUCUUUUCACUUCAGGAGGGUAGAAAAAGAACAGCAAAAAAAUGGACCAGACCCACUGGGCACACCACAUCAUUUCAGGGUGGCAGGGUAGCCUAGUGGUUAGAGUGUUGGACUAGGAACCCAAAGGUUGCAAGUUCAAAUCCCCGAGCUGACAAGGUAAAAAUCUGUUGUUCUGCCCCAGUUAACCCCCUGUUCCUAGGCCGUCAUUGAAAAUAAGCAUUUAUUCUUAACUAACUUGCCUAGUUAAAUAAAGAUUUUUUUUUUAAAAUCUACGUGGGUUGUUGGGUAAUAUUUGGUCGAGACGACCCGUUAGGCCCCUAUACACUCAAAAAGACAGCCAAGGUUAGUUGAAUUUCCAACGUGUUAUCACUAUGCUUUCAACCAUCUACAACCAAAUUCUAAUGGAAAGACCAUGUCUGAUUUUUGGUUUAGUUGUCCCCCAAAUGUCUAUCACUGUGCCAACCAUUUAAAAGCACAGCAAAGUUCAAAUGGGAACACAAUGUCAGAUAUUUUGUUUAUUUAUACAACAGAUUAUUGUGACAUCACUGUGUUUCAUCUAUUAGCCGAACCAAAUGACCUGGAUGGCAGUUGAGAUGACAUUCAAAGUACGUGGAGCAAGUGAUCAAUGCCGUUCGAGAUUCUUCACAGAUUAUUAAAGCCAUUGUGAAGAUCUCCACAGACCUAUGAUGACCGAUGCAUGCUAUCUUAAACAUGCAUACUUUAUCUAAUUACAUAAUGUAUAGUUACAGUAACCUAAAAAUGUGGCCAUGGAUGUGUUACUCAUUUUAAGGUUGAACUUUACAUUUGUUUGUAAGAUAGAGUAAAUAUCCUUAAGUUAAGGCUAUUACAAAAGUAAUAUUGAAUUGUUUGGUUGACAAUGCAACCAAAUAUCAACAUUUUAAAGGAAAUGUAUCUACUGUUUGGAUAGUUCCAUUCUUUAACUUUUAUUUUUGGUUGAGUUGGCGACGUGAAUACAACAUAUAAUUUGUUAACUUGUCGACAAAUAAAUAUGUUAUUUAUGUUAUUUCAAAAGUGAUAUUGAAUUGUAUUUGGAUGUCAACACAACCAAAUAUCUUGCCUGAUGACUCACAUUGAAUUAUUCCACUGCUCUAUCAAUUGCUACAUACUUAAUUGCGGAAAAUAAAUAAACAUUUGUGGCGUUUGGCCGGAGCAAAGAGACUGGGUAAGUCAGCCAACCAAAUAUCAACAUUUGAAGGAGAUUUAUCUUCUGCUUGGAUAGUUCCAUCUGUGUUACUAAUUUAGUCUGGCUUUAAUUACAGUUCGUCUACAAAUUAAGUUUGUCUCCAUCUCAACCAAAAAUCUAAGUUAAAGAAUAGUACUAAAUCAAAUCAAACUUUAAAUGCACUUUAAAUAAACUUUGAUUUAGUCCUAUUCUUUAACUUAUAUUUUUGGUUGAAAUGGAGACGGGAAUCCAACUUAUGGUUGCCUUGAAAACUAAACACAAUUCAAUAUCACUAAAUAUCAUUUCAUUUUUAUCAACUAGAGCUUGAAACUAGAGGUCUUUAUCGGCUCCAAAAAGUUGGACCUGGAACCCGAACGGACCCGAAAACAAUCAGACCCGAACACGAAUGGACACGACAACAACCGGUCCGGGUCUAGACCAGACUCGAUUGGAGCGGUGUUACAAAAAAUGUAUGUUUGCUAGCCAAGUUGCUCCGUUAAACCUACACUUUGGAAUGACUUCGAUAGCAGCAUUGAAUUGAUCUAGUUUCCCUCAACAAUCAUUCUCCUAAUAGUACAUAGGUAAGAGUCAGUGACAUCAUAGCUAAGCUGGGCUUGGUUAAAACCCUGGAUGGGAGACUAAAGGGUAGCUGUAGAUAGAUUAGUUCUCCAGUAAGAGGUGCUGCCCAGCCGAUUAUUUUUUUAAAUUCUGAGUAGAUAUAACGUUGAAGAUUUGACUGUGUUUUAACGGCACAAAUUCAACACAUUUUACACAAGGUUUGUCUAUGUUGGAAUUUGGUUAACAUGAUGACAUAAUUCUGUGGUUGAAAUUUUACCCUCGAAACAAGUUGAUGACAAAAAAAAAUCCUAUAUAUUUUAAGUUAUGUUGAAACAACGUUGAUUCAAUCAGUUUGUGCCCAGUGGGAACACUUUUCACUAUGUUGGGUAGCUGGUCUUAAAGGUGGCUUUUGGACUCACUUCUACUUUGUGCCCUGUUAUAGAACUGUCUCUGUAUUAGGACUGUACACAACUGACCCCAAGUUCCAGUUGAUGAAACUGCAGAAAUGCAUAGGUGUCCCAAAGUGAACUAACCUGACUGUGUGUUUUGUGUAUUUCAAGCACAAUGUCUGUAUGAUCAACUGUGUGUGUGUGUGUGUAUCCUGAGGUUGAAUGUGUACCUGCUCCCUGUGAAACACAGUGUCCUUUUUCAUAUGAAUUUUAAUAAAUCAAUAUUAAACAGUG